AUGGAUUGCGCUUUAGAUAUAAUGAGGCGUUUGCCUCCACAACAAAUAGAAAAAAAUUUAAGCGAUUUGAUUGAUUUGGUUCCGAGUCUUUGCGAAGAUUUAUUAUCCUCUGUUGAUCAGCCAUUGAAAAUAGCAAGAGACAAAGAAGUUGGUAAAGAUUAUUUGUUGUGUGAUUACAAUAGAGAUGGAGAUUCAUACAGAUCUCCAUGGAGUAAUACUUAUGAUCCUCCUCUUGAGGAUGGUUCAAUGCCGACAGAAAGGUUAAGAAAAUUAGAAAUAGAUGCCAAUCUUGCAUUUCAUCAGUAUAAAGAAAUGUAUUUCGAAGGUGGUGUUUCAUCAGUAUAUUUAUGGGAUUUGGAUCAUGGAUUUGCAGGGGUGAUAUUAAUUAAAAAAGCUGGAGAUGGUUCAAAUAAAAUAAAGGGAUGUUGGGAUUCAAUACAUGUAGUCGAAGUACAAGAAAAAUCGACAGGAAGAAAUGCACACUAUAAGUUAACGUCAACGGCAAUGUUAUGGCUUCAAACUAAUAAACCAGGUUCAGGUACAAUGAAUUUGGGAGGAAGUCUCACAAGACAAACCGAAUUAGAUUCAAGUGUUACUGAAUCUUCUCCUCACAUAGCCAAUAUCGGAAGAAUGGUUGAAGAUAUGGAAAAUAAAAUAAGACAUACAUUAAAUGAAAUUUACUUUGGAAAAACUAAAGACAUUGUUAACGGUUUAAGGAGCGUUCAAUUAUUAGCAGAUCAACGACAGCAAGUUGCUUUAAGACAAGAUUUAGCAGCAGCAUUACAAAAACGACAGGGUCAAGGCAAACAAGAGUGA
Molecule: messenger RNA, 816 nt
Organism: Pediculus humanus corporis (human body louse)
Lineage: Eukaryota; Metazoa; Arthropoda; Insecta; Psocodea; Pediculidae
Product: F-actin capping protein subunit beta, putative
Exons: 3
Coding region: 1-816 (271 amino acids)
Biological process (GO): cell morphogenesis; negative regulation of filopodium assembly; actin cytoskeleton organization
Cellular component (GO): F-actin capping protein complex; cytoplasm
Molecular function (GO): actin filament binding
Source: RefSeq, a predicted model, not a curated record